Messenger RNA from Coffea eugenioides, 3777 nucleotides. RefSeq lists its product as uncharacterized. The record is from RefSeq and is a predicted model, not a curated record. The transcript is spliced from 5 exons. NCBI's taxonomy places the organism in Eukaryota, Viridiplantae, Streptophyta, Magnoliopsida, Gentianales, Rubiaceae. Gene Ontology annotation, biological process: telomere maintenance; DNA repair. The coding region runs from base 1 to 3777 and encodes 1258 amino acids. Gene Ontology annotation, molecular function: DNA helicase activity.
AUGCCUUAUGAACUCUUUCGUCUUUACUCUGGUACUGACGAGGAGUGUGUUGAGUUUCGCAAAUGGGUUCGAACCUAUAACAAUAAUUUGGCCUUCACAUCGUUUGGCGCCAAGUAUGAUCGUGCCUUAACAAAGAAUACUAAGGGUGUUUAUACUUUUCGGGUGCAAGGCCAGGUGUACCACUUAUUGAACAGUUUGGUCUCUCCCACUGAUCAAGCUACUGGUGUUCAACUCUAUUUCUACGAUCAGGAAGAGGAGUUGUCAAAAAGAGUCGCUGGUUCGCCUAGGCUACAUGAAAGUACCCUCAAAUUGUUGAUGCGUAUUCUUGAAGCUAAUCCAUACACUAAAUUUUUCAAAGGCCUUCGAGAUGUUCCUGAUCUAGACAACCAUAGGAUUGUUCUCAACUCUGAUCCUCAGUUGGAUCAGCGUGUGUACAGUGUGCCUACUUCAUCCCAAGUUGCUGCCAUUUGGACAGAGGAUGAGGAUGAAGCACUUGAAAAAGGUGCUCAUAUUCAGGUUUAUACACAUUCAAAUGUGAGUCAUAGGAUACCACAUUAUUUUGUGUCCUAUGAUCCAUUACAGUGCCCUCUCUUAUUUCCUCGGGGUGAACCUGGUUGGCAUUAUGGCAUCCCAAAAAGCUUGAUUCAACAGGAACACGCAGCUGCUGAGAGUGGGAAAAAACAACGUGAUACUAUUUCUGCGAGGGAGUACUACUGUUACUUACUUCAGAUGAGAGAAAAAGAUAGAUCAAUGUUGUUGCACACAAGGAGGCUGUUACAGCAAUUUGCUGUUGAUAUUUAUGUGAAGAUCGAAACAUCCAGGCUUGACUUCCAUAGAAAGAAUCAAACUAAUAUUAGGACUGAGAUUCUACAAGGUGUAAUGGAUAGUCUAUCUGCUGGUCAAACCGAAGGAAAAAAUGUCGGUCGUCGAGUUUAUCUCCCAACUUCUUUCAUUGGUGGUCCAAGAGACAUGCGCCGUAGAUAUGUUGAUGCGAUGGCAUUAGUCCAGAAAUUUGGUAGGCCGGAUCUUUUCAUUACCAUGACAUGUAAUACGCAGUGGAGAGAAAUCCAAGAAAAUCUCAAAUAUGGAGAAGAUGCGCAGGAUAGGCCUGAUUUAGUGUCAAGAGUGUUUAGAGCAAAAUUUGAGCUGCUCAAGGCUGAAAUAAAAAGGGGUCUCCCUCAUGCUCACCUCUUAGUCAUCCUUAAGCCAGAAUUUAAACCAUUGAACUCUGAUUCUUAUGAUCGGAUUGUGUCUGCUGAGAUUCCAGAUCCAGAGAAACAGAGCUAUUUGUACAAUCUUGUCAUCAAGCAUAUGAUGCAUGGACCAUGUGGAGUUCUGAAUAAGGACAAUGUUUGCAUGAAAGAUGGACUCUGUAAAAACCAUUAUCCAAAAAAUUUUACCGAAUUCACAGUCCAUACUGAGGAUAGCUACCCGCACUAUAGAAGGCGGAAUAAUGGACGCUCUGUAAGGGUGCGUAAUAGCAGCCUAGACAAUCGAUGGGUUGUGCCAUAUAACCCAUAUCUUCUUGCUCUCUUUGACUGUCACAUGAACGUCGAAAUCUGUUCGAUGGUUAAGUUGGUCAAGUAUUUGUAUAAAUAUGUCUAUAAGGGUCACGAUCGUGUUAGCUUCCAUAUUUAUUCAGAAAAUAACCCUGACAACAUAGAUGAAAUAAAGAAUUUUCAAGCUGGGAGGUGGGUAGCCGCUGCUGAAGCUUUUUGGCGUAUUUAUAGGUUUAAUCUAAAUGAAAUGACUCCUGCUGUGUAUACUCUUCAGUUGCAUCUUCCAGGUCAGCAAAUGAUAUAUUUUCAUAAAAAUACGAAUCUUGCUGAUCUCUUAGAUCGAGCCGAUUUUUCCAAGACAAUGCUGACAGAGUUUUUCCGCAUGAAUAAAACCAACAAACGAGCUCAAAAUCUUAAAUGCCUGUACCGUGACUUCCCAGAAUUUUUUGUCUGGAAGACUGCUAGGAAAAGAUGGACUGAACGGAAGAGAAAAAGAGUCAUUGGUCGUGUUGUUACUGUUGCUCCAAAUGAGGGAGAACGCUACUACUUGCGACUUCUCUUAUCUCAUGUUCGUGCUCCCACGUGUUUUGAAGAUCUCUUGACUGUUAAUGGAAAGCUUAUGAUUUCCUAUAGAGAAGCUGCCUUCCAAAUGGGACUUCUUCAAUCAGACACACAUUUAGAAGACACGCUUAAUAAAGCAGCUGCCUUUCAGAUGCCCUCUUCGUUAAGAACUCUCUUUGCAAUCUUGUUAGCCUAUUGUUCGCCAAGCAAUCCUAAAGUCCUGUGGGAAAAAUAUGAACCUGUGAUGUCAAGCGAUUUUGAGAGAGCUAAGAGUUUUUCUGUUCGAACUGUUGAACACAUAAGAAGAUGUGUUUUGCUGGAUAUAAAUAAAUCCUUGGAACAAAUAGGGAAAAAUGUCAAUGACUACCAUUUGGUACCUGAUGAUUUCAUUCUCAGUCAUGAUGAGCGCCUCACAAGAGAAAUUCAGAGUGAGCUAAGCAUACAAUUUACAGAGCAGGACUUGCUAUUACCUUCACAGCUAAAUAUAGGCCAAAGAUAUGCCUAUGACGUUAUUCUACAGGAGGUUUUCUCCUCUGGCAAUACCAGUUUUUUUGUUGAUGGACCCGGCGGGACUGGUAAAACCUUUCUUUAUCGCUCUAUUCUGGCAACGCUUAGAUCUCAAGGAUUCGUAACAAUAGCUGUUGCAUCAUCUGGAGUAGCUGCAUCUAUUCUUCCAGGUGGGAGAACCGCACACUCAAGGUUUAAAAUCCCGUUGGACAUUUCUGCAAGCAAAGUCUGUCAUAUCAGCAAACAGAGCUCUGUUUCUAAGCUUAUUAUAAUGGCUAAAUUAAUUCUAUGGGAUGAAGCUUCUAUGGCCAAGAGAGACACGAUUGAAAUUUUUGACAGGUUGCUGAGAGAUGUAAUGGAUUCUGAUCUACCCUUUGGUGGCAAAGUAGUAGUAUUUGGGGGAGACUUUCGUCAAACUUUACCUGUAAUUCAGAAUGCAACAAAGGAUCAGCAAAUAGAAGCCAGCUUUGUCAACUCACCUUUAUGGAGUACUCUUCGGAAGUUAAUCUUGACUGAAAACAUGAGAGCUAUCUCUGAUGGCCAAUUCUCUGAUUUCCUGCUAAGGAUAGGCGAAGGUUGCGAACCAAAAGACGAUGAUGGAAAGAUAACUCUAUCAAAGGAUAUAUCAAUCCCUUUUGAUAACAGAGAAAGUUCACUAAACAGGUUAGUGGAUUUUGUGUUUUCGGAUUUGAGCGUUUAUUCAUCUGAUCCAUACCAGAUCACAAACAGAUGUAUUCUUACUCCAAAGAAUACGUGUGUUGAUGAUAUAAAUGAGAUGAUGAUUGAUCGCUUUCCUGGAGAACCUUUUGUGUAUAUGAGCACUGAUCGAACUAUUAAUGAGAGGGAUCAAUCUGACUACGAAGACUUUUUAAACUCUUUGAAUCCCAAGGGUCUGCCCCCUCAUAAAUUGGUGCUAAAGGAAGGUUGCCCAAUUAUUCUUCUUAGGAAUUUGAAUCCUGCAGAAGGCUUAUGCAAUGGAACUCGACUUAUAUGUAGACAGCUAAAGCAGCAUGCGAUUUGUGCAAAGAUUGCAGUUGGUCAGCAUCGAGGAAAAAGGGUUCUUUUACCAAGGAUACCUCUCCAAACAUCAGACAAUGAAAAGAAUGGAGUUCCUUUUAAGCGAACCCAGUUUCCCAUCAGACUUUGCUUUGCUAUGACGAUUAACAAAUCACAGGGACAGACUUUGGAUCGUGUUGGAGUUUAUUUAUGA